AUGCACGGCCAGGACCCCACGAGAGCGGCAGUCAAGGCAGUGGAGGAUGCUCUUGAGAAGACCAGCCUCCCUGCUGUCCUGGAGUUUGUGCCUGGAGGCUUUGAGGGAGUGCGCAUCAAGACCAAGAUUGCCGUCCCAAAUCCUCAGAAGGGCGUCGAUGUGGACAUCGUGAAGAAAGUGUUCCCCUACGGCAAGAUUGAUGACCCCAAGAUUGUGAAGGGAGGCCUGCGCUGGCACAGCGGAAUCAUCAUUCCAGAGCUGGGUGACCCACCUCCAGAGAUGGAGUUCAAUGCAGAGACCAGCGACGAUGAAGAUGCUCCAGUCACAUGCAACGACGAGAGCCUGGCAGCUGUGGCUGCUGUGCGGGUUGGAUACUAG
Molecule: messenger RNA, 378 nt
Organism: Coccomyxa subellipsoidea C-169
Lineage: Eukaryota; Viridiplantae; Chlorophyta; Trebouxiophyceae; Coccomyxaceae
Exons: 4
Coding region: 1-378 (125 amino acids)
Source: RefSeq, a predicted model, not a curated record